CUGAUAAGAAAUUUUUACAAUUACAAUAACGAAGAAAAGGUCAAGUUAUUUCUAGUUCAGCGUUAAUUUACGGUGUAUUCGUUUUUGGAAUAGUUUUAAACGUUAAAAUGAACACUAUACUUUCAAAAUCUCGCGUAUUGUUACGUGCAGGAGUGGUUUUCCAUUAUCGUCAACCAAUUCGAGGAGCUGUUCGACUGGACGUUGACUGGAUGCCUGGCCCUUAUCCGAAAAACGAAAAAGAACGUUUAGCUGCGGCCAAGAAAUACAAUUUGCUGCCAGAGGAAUACGAACCGUUGGAUCCGAAAUGGGACGUUGGUAUGGGAGACUACCCUGUCUUACCUAAUCGUAGUUUCGAUUGCAAAGAUCCGUACGGAGAUUACGAAUACAUGAGCGAUGCCAGACAUUUCGGACAACCAGUGCAUCAUGGUUGGGAAGUUCUUACGGGCCAAGGAAUGAAUUUAAGUCUAGAUAAAAAUCCCGAAUACUUCAGUUAUCCUAACGCCAUCCUCUUAACUUGGAUCAUGUGUUUACUAACUUAUUACUACACCGAAUGGGAUAAAAAUUUUCCUUUUAUUACUGAAAUAAAACCAUUGCACAAGCCAGGUCAAGGUGUACAUUAUCAUUAUCCUACUAGUGAUUUACAUAUGUACGAUUAAAAAAUAACCAGAUAUUCCAUUCUCUAAUAAUUGGAUACUGCUUUGUAAAACUUUGAAGCUUUGUACCAUUAAAUGUAUUUGUUGGCUCCUUGGCCGUUCUGUCGAACUAUUGAUUGAUUCAUUCAUUUCGUUAUAUCAAAGUACCGAAUGUAUAAGUACCUAUGUAAUAUUUUUCUAGAUUAAACGUUGUAUAUGGUAA
This is a messenger RNA of Planococcus citri (citrus mealybug), 855 nucleotides long. It is a transcript of the gene ND-ASHI, whose product is annotated as NADH:ubiquinone oxidoreductase subunit ASHI. The coding region runs from base 108 to 656 and encodes 182 amino acids. Gene Ontology annotation, cellular component: mitochondrion. NCBI's taxonomy places the organism in Eukaryota, Metazoa, Arthropoda, Insecta, Hemiptera, Pseudococcidae. The record is from RefSeq and is a predicted model, not a curated record. The transcript has a single exon.